Molecule: messenger RNA, 1088 nt
Organism: Fimicolochytrium jonesii
Lineage: Eukaryota; Fungi; Chytridiomycota; Chytridiomycetes; Spizellomycetales; Powellomycetaceae
Exons: 3
Coding region: 136-879 (247 amino acids)
Source: RefSeq, a predicted model, not a curated record
AGACGAGCUCCUGGACGAGCUCAGGGACGAGCUCAGUCAAUGCAGAAUUCCACUCGGUCAUGUCCUUGACAUUUUGAAUAUCAGCGCCGUGUACGGUACUUUAAACCUUGCAGCGGUGUCAGCCGUACUUCCAUAAUGGCUUACAGCUCGCCGACGGCGAUGGAAACACUAUCAGCGCCAGGGCCACCAGGAACUUUCCCACGCAGCCCGCUUCGAACUCCUCCGUCCCCGCGGCGAAAACGGAAAGGCAUGGAAGACGACGUCGAGGAGCUGGGCUGUUAUAAACGUGUACACCGUGAGCCGAACGACAUGAAUACCGUCUACCCAUUCCUACCGCCGGCGGAAGGAACGAUGGCAUAUCCAUUUCCGGACCACCCCCGACGGAGUUCUGAAGGGCUUGAUCCGCAGCUUCUCCAAAACGAACUAUCCCGGCAUUUGCAGCAGCUACUCCCGUCACAGCCUCUGGGGUCGAUAUCGGAGGAAGGGCGAAUGGGCGAAGGCACGUACGGGUUCGGAGACGUGCAGAGGGAGCUGCUGGCUUGCAGAAACUAUGAUCCUAUGCAGGUGGAUGAUGAGAUGCUUUCUGUACCAUCACCGCAAAUGAGGAGAUCAGCAUCGGAUUCCAUGUCAAUAUGCAUGUCUCCUCCAAUGGGUCGUCGACCAGGUCUCGCCCCUGUAUCGACACCCGUUCCCUCACCCCAGCGGACGUUAAGCACUGGAAGCUCGUAUAUGAUGGAGGGACCCGAGCCACUAGGGCGGGCAUUGACGUCCAGUCCCGGAACGCCGCAACGGACGCUAUUCAGCAUGGGGUUUAGGAAAGACUGCGAGAAGUGUCGGCAGGGCGUGCCCGGACAUUACAUGCACGUAAUGCCCCAUUGAGGCAUGCUGGAUUUUGAGUGGGCUCCGAGUGGGGUCAGCGUUUUGGGCAGCCAGACUUAUAUUUGAACCGUGUUGUUUUGACAACAAUCCCCCCCGAACCCGGUUUCGCUUUGGCCGGCGAUCGGCGAUACCCGCCUGUAGGCUAGUCGUUUGUUACUUCCUGGGCCCUAUAGACUUGUGGCCCUUUGGCAUGAUACCCCGAUGUCGCU